Messenger RNA from Pelagomonas calceolata, 1690 nucleotides. NCBI's taxonomy places the organism in Eukaryota, Pelagophyceae, Pelagomonadales, Pelagomonadaceae. The record is from the annotation of a GenBank genome assembly.
CCAAAACGCCUCAUCCCAUCGGCCUAUACUUUGCGCACAGCCUUGAGCAACCGGCACCACUCUGAGACAGUCGCGUUGACAACGGUUCACAGCUGACGCUGCAAACGAUCCGUGCUCAGCGAGAGCACAUCCUCCCUAAUUGCUCCUCGCCGCAGACGCCCGCGGCACGUCGCCACGACGGCUGACACGAGCAUGGCGGCGCGCAUCCGCACGGCCGGCAGCGGCGAGGUCCAACCCAUCGCGGGGUCCGCAGCCCGUGUUGAAAUUUUCGCGCGCCGCCGCGGACGUUCCGCCGCCUUUUCCUUUCGAUGAGACACUGACGCACACAGGCGCGGCAAGGACGUCGAGGCCCAGGCGCCCGCCCAAGCCCCUCCAUCUUUAUUUGGUAUAGAGUUGCGGUACCUCGUCUGCGGCAUGCUCGUCUUGCAAAACACGGGCGCGGUUUUACUGAUGAGGUAUACGCGGUCCAUGCCCGGCGAGACGGAGUACAUGACGCAGACGGCCGUGAUCAUGCAGGAGGUGAUCAAGGGGCUGACCUGCAUUUUAUUGCUGCUGAAGGGCGAGGGGACGCUAUCGUCGGCCUGGGCCAAACCGGGGGAAGCCCUCAAGACCUCGGUGCCGGCUUUGCUGUAUUUGGUCCAGAACAACCUGCAGUACGUCGCUGUUGGUUAUCUAGACGCUGCGACGUACACGGUGUCCUACCAGAGCAAGAUCAUUUGGAGCGGGAUGCUCUCCGUACUCCUCCUAGGAAGGCGAUUGGGACCGCACAAGUGGCUCGGCAUUACGUUAUUAGCGGGCGGCGUCGCGGCCGUGCAAAUCGCCGGCAGCAAACAAGCGGCACAAUCGGGAGAAGAAGACACAGCGGGAAAAGCAGUAGGGUUGGUAGCCAUCAUCCUCGCCGCCAUGGUCUCCGCAUUGGCAGGUGUCUACUUCGAGAAGAUCCUCAAGGGCGCAAAAGUGGGAUUGUGGACGCGCAAUUUGCAGUUAGCCUUCUACAGCGUUCUAGUAGGGUACGGCAAGCUCGCGUCGUCGCCGCAGGGCGAGGCGUUGAGGGCGGGACGCACAAGUUUCUUCUACGGCUACACGCGCAUGACCUGGUGCUGCGUGGCCAUGAACGCCUUCGGCGGCUUACUGGUCGGCACGGUAAUCAAGUACGCCGACGCGGUCAUGAAGGACGUCGCGCUGGGCUCGUCGAUCGUCUGCAGCUCUCUCGCGUCGACGGUGCUCUUCGACUUCGAGCUGAACGCGGCCUUCGCGGCGGGCAUCGCGGCCGUGAUCUACUCCGUCUUCCUCUACGGCCAGCGGGCGCACUGCUGCGGGGCGCUGACGCCGCCGGAGAAUUGAAGUAAGGGUCUUAGUAUAUCGUUUGGUGGUCUACGGCUUUGCUUAGAGCCUAGCCCCGAGCCACCGCGUCGACGGCGUGAGGGUGGGUGCUCGGGGCGCGCGUCUCCGCUUGUUUGCUGUCCGUAGCGUGCCGGUUCUUGGGGCCUAGUUGGGCGCGCGCCAUCUCACACACGUUGCUCAUUCGUGAGGCGCGUGCCUACUCCUCACGAGUCGACUCCCCGACGCCGGCGCCGCGAGACGGCGAGGAGAACUCGUACAUUAACGGUUUUAGUUCCGGAUGUGGCGCCAUACGCACGGGGAGGAUAAGGUAUGAUGAUGUCUGGUUCCAUUUGUCCAACACAACAAU